UUCUGCAUUUAUGGGGACAUGAAUCUAAGUUCCGGGGGCCCGAUGCCUGUGAUGGAGGAAGUAGAUAUCAGCGGCAGUGAGAGCAACAGCAUGCCGAAGAGGAUUGCUCUCAUCUGCUUCCUUUCUCUUGUGAUGCUCAUGAGUGUCCUGGGGAACCUCCUGGUCAUGACAGCUGUCUGCAAGGACCGCCAGCUCAGGAAAAUCAAGACCAACUACUUCAUAGUAUCGCUCGCCUUUGCAGACCUGAUGGUGUCGGUGCUGGUGAUGCCGUUUGGUGCCAUAGAACUGAUUCACCAGAACUGGAUUUAUGGAGAAACCUUCUGCCUGGUCCGGACAUCUCUAGAUGUACUGUUGACAACGGCCUCCAUAUUACACCUAUGUUGCAUAGCUUUGGACAGGUACUAUGCCAUCUGCUGCCAGCCACUGGUCUACAGGAAUAAGAUGACACCACUGAGAGUGGCUCUUAUGUUAGGAGGAUGCUGGGUAAUCCCCACCUUUAUAUCCUUCCUACCCAUAAUGCUAGGAUGGAACAGUAUCGGAAUAGACCAUUUGAUAGAGGAACGGAAGUUCAGCGGUGAUGCAGCCAACUCGACGGCAUGUGUCUUCAUGGUCAACAAGCCCUACGCUCUGACGUGUUCCGUGGUGGCCUUCUACAUCCCUCUGGUUCUGAUGGUACUGGCCUACCAGCGUAUCUAUGUGACUGCACGGGCGCACGCACGACAAAUCGGCGUGCUGCAGCGGGCAGGGGGCGCUGCCGCCUCGGCAGACAGCGCCGACCACCAGCGCAACCACCGCAUGCGUACGGAGACGAAGGCGGCCAAGACUCUGUGCAUCAUCAUGGGCUGUUUCUGCCUGUGCUGGGCCCCCUUCUUCAUCACAAACGUGGUGGACCCCUUCAUAAGCUAUACAGUGCCCGACCAGCUGUGGGCAGCGUUCCUGUGGCUGGGCUACAUUAACUCCAUGCUCAAUCCCAUUCUCUAUGCCUUCUUGAACAAGUCCUUCCGCCGUGCCUUCCUCAUCAUCCUCUGCUGUGGGAGAAAGCGUUACAGCGUCAGGCGGCCAUCCAUACUAGGGCCAGGGCCCCCCUGCUCGGCCACACAGAUCAACGGCUCCACACAUGUGCUCAAGUAAUUGGGUCGUUCCACCAAUUCGAUGCCUUUUGAGAAGUGUAACUUGGAAUGGCUGCUCCUCUGCCUCCAAACUCCUGCUCUGGUUCUGCAACACUAGGCCUGUUCCUGUCUAAUGCUGCUUGACAACCUCUCAAGUAUGCUGCCCUGCACAACGGGAACCAUAUUGAAAAGGAAAAGCAGUCGUUGCAAAAAGAGGACACGGAGUCGCCGGAGUCCUGCUUCUGACAACCACAGACAGUCAGACAGGCACUACCCUGUGCAAUCUGAGACAGGGACUGGGCCAGAACCAGCCCUAGAGGGAGUCAUUCUAAGGCAGCCUCUCCCACUGAGAGACCGCCAAACCAACAACAUGUUUGGACUGAAUUCUUAGUAGCGGGAUCGAUUAUGGACUGUGGAAUACUUUAAGGUGAAUAAUGUUGCCAAAGCUAUUUGAUAUUAACUUUGUUUUAAGAUAUGUUGUUUCGUAUUUCCUUUGCUUAGAAAAGGAAGAAAAACACUCAUUCUUUCUGAUCCACUAUAGCUAGCUCUGUUAGUUAGCGGAUGUUCCAGUAAUGCUUAGUGUUAUCUGUCACCAAUAUAAACAUUUCAAUAAGCUUUAUUGAUCUAAGGAGGUGCAAUUUCACACAGGCACAGAGGGAUCAUAACCCCUUCAUUUAGAAUGAAGUAUUAACUUGAAAAUGUUCUCAUUUUAUUCAACUUCAGGUCUCUUAUCUCUCUCUGUCAUAGGUGCCCUAUACUCAAUCACUAUCAGCCUAGAUCCCAUAACUUUCCUAUGAUGCUUUGCAUAAUCUUCAAAAGCCGAAAGUGAUAAAGUAUUUUAGCACACCCAUGGUAUAGUAUGGUAUGUGAUGAAACAAUUCAGCCCCUGAAGUGCAUUAUUAGCUACUACACUUCAAAAUCAUCCCUUCUCUCUCAUGACUCCUCUCUCAGAUGUCGACAAAGAUGGACCAUGCAAUAAGAUGGACGUGUUUUUAAAGAUUAUGGUUGCUGAAGCAAUUUAAUCUUGGUCAAAGUAUUUUGCCUCCUACUGAUGCGUGUUGUCUACUACAGUAUGUGGGUACAUGCUUGAGAUCAUGUCCUAUACUUCAUGAAGGGCCCCUCUCAACACCACGUGUUCAGUCUAGUCCACAGCAACAUCCCAUUUCUUAUGCAUUACGAACAGUAGUCCGAAAACAUUUGCUAGAGUGUACUACAAUUUUCCGGCAUUUUGUAUUCAUGAACAAUCCAAGGUAUCUCUUGAAAUGUAUAUUUACCUGCACCUGAAAUGUGAACAUUGACUUUCUUUUCCUGUGCCAUUCCAAAGCAAACCAUUCCACUUGCUGAAUCCUUCAGUAGGCUACCAAUGAUGACUAGCUCGUUUAAAAGGCAAUCGCCACCAAAGCCAGCAUUUCAUUUUCAAUGAGUCCCCAAAUAGAGGCUCAAUGGUUCAGAUAAUAACAUUCUGUCCAAAACACUGGGAAUAUUUCCUUUCAGAAAACAAUGCAAAGAGAUCAUACAUAGUCAUAUACAGCAGGAGGUAAAGAAUACCAACUGCAUUUUCCCCAUACAUUCAUCUGUUAAACACACAUUCAAGCGACGUCUCCCAGCAACUUAAACAAAAUGACCCUGUUGGUUGAACUUCCUGAUGAAAUGUCCAAUCUUAAAGGGGCAGUGCAGUCAAAACAUUAUUUACCAUUUUUUUUGUAUGAUAUUUCCAGACUAUCAGGCCGAAAAUUAUGAAAAUGCCCUUUAAGUGUAAGCUUUUAGAAGAAAAACCAGCAGACACUAUGCCCUCCAUGGAAUGAGUUUGACACCCCUACCCUAGAGUCUAGACCAGAGUUUAACAACUCUCUCCUCAGAUGUUUCACAGUUGAGUUUUAACCCUAAACUACCACAUCUGAUUCAAUUAGGCAAAGGCGUGAGGAUUAGUUGACUAAUUGAAUCAGGUGUGCCAGUUUAGAGUUAAAACAAAAAUGUGAGAGGGUUGGGAAACCCUGGUCUAGAUGAUCCAAUCAGAUGUGUCAGUACAUCCACACGAUCAGUCUGAGCAUUUCAAUGGCAAAAGAAGGCUCAGGGAAAUAAAUGAUAGACAAAUAUAUUUUGAUUUACUACCAUGAAAAACACUCAGUGAUUUAUUAGACACUGAGUGAUGAUUUUAAAAAAUCAAAUGAAAAAGACUGCAUGAGGCUUUAAUAGAAAGCCCAGCAGAUGAUCCUGUUUUUAUAAUGUACAUGUUGAUACAUAAAUAUCAGAAUUACCAUUUAAGUUGUCUCUGAGUGGGGUGUUUGGGGCAAGGUUGAGUGUGUUACGCAGUGUCCAGUAGCAUUAAGCCAUAAGUCAUUACAUCCAUCCUGUCUUCCUCCUUACAACACCAAAAUGUCAGUCACUCCCUCCUUCCCUCCUGUCCUUGGACUCAAUCUUUCCCAUGAAGAUUUUUGAAGUGGAUUUAACAAGUGACAUCAAUAAGGGAUCAUCGCUUUCACCUGGUCAGUCUGUCAUGGAAAGAGCAGGUGUCAAUAAUGUUUUGUACACCCAGUGUAGGCAGAACCUUUACAGUGCUAUACCCUUCUGGAAAAGAUUUUAAACCAAUGUUUGUUUUUUUCAUGCUCCUCAAAAAAAGCUAUUUAUCUCAGACUGUGACCUCUUCAUAAUUGAAGCACUAGCACUUUAGUAAUAUAUAGAUAAGGAUGUAAAAAAGUAUUUUCAUCAGUUGAUCGUCCACGACCAAUUUUAUAAACAAAGGUAUUUUGAUCACUUAAAUUAUUUACUCUCCUUUUCAUUCAUCCUGAAGAUUUUAUUUAGUAUUGUAUUUUUGAUGAUACAUUCAGAAAAGUCUGUAGUGUAUUAUUUUGGAUACAAAGGUAAAUGCCACAUGUACAAUCCAUGAAGACCCAUUCUAAUUCUAUAAUAAUCAAAAUAGUCUCAAAUCGUUCCCUUUGUGAGUGGGACUUUACUUGCUUACAGUGCAAACAAUGCAACAUAAUGUUUGUCCGUGAACAAUCGUAACAUUUAAUUUGUAUAUCUUUCUUUGUUUGUGUUUCCUUUUUCAGGAAUUUAAUUCAGCCAAUUAAGAAGAUGAUAUAUGCAUUGUACUUCCAGCAUAAUUAAGGCGUAUAUUUCUGGGAUUUUAAAGUGUACAUAGAUGAAUAUUCUUCAGCAAAAAAGUGGGAUAUGAGUCUGUCUCUUCAGUGAGCUUGAACAAAGCAAUUAUAAUGGGUUUAUAUUCUUCAUUCCAGUAGCUCUGCUGGCCUAUCCUUCCAGCACAGUAUAAUGAUAAAGCCUGAACAUGUAAGCCACCAUAUACUACAGUACACAUAUGUGUAUGCAUAGUCACAUACAGCUGUGUUUUAUGUUCAUAAACCUUGUACAUCACAACAUUUUAUUGCUAGUUUUCAAUUGACGUGGCCAGCAUAAGAAUUUCACCCAGACUCCAAAGGAGGGGGUUACCCUUCAUGUUUUGUUUGUGAUAAUAGAUGUGCUGCGUAUAUAAUCCCCUGGGCCCGGCAGUUUCCAUGACACCUGGAAUACACAUCUCUGUGAUCAACAUGUAUGGCACAUUAUGGUGGUUGAAAGUCCAGAAUUAGAACACAACCUGUGGAGAUUUAAGAGGAAAACCACCUGCGGUAAUAACAUAACUUUCAUCAUUUACUUUAGUUACACCCCUGAGGUAGAUUUGAAAGGAGAACCGUCCACUACCUAAUUUUAUACUGUAUAGUCAGAUACCAGUUACACAAUAUGCAGCCUAAUUAUUUAUCAGACGUUUUAAAAACAGACGUGAUACUAGGAAUGGUACAGUAAUACAUUGUACUUUCCCUGUGAAUAGUCCUGUAGGACCUCCUUUAGUCCUUGUUGAAUUACAUACACGUAGAGUUGGGACAAUCAACCAAAAAUGAUCGACACCGACCAAAACGAUCACUUAGCGCAGGCAUUUCGUCCAUUAGGAUAAGUAGCCUAUACUAGAGAAAUGUGAAGUUUGAAAUGAGUUUGCUAAUAUGGGUGAUUGUUAAUGGAACAGUUGAUGGCUACAACCAUCAAACUAGUAGUACUAGUUUAAAGCAGGGAUCCCCAACCUUUUCUAGCAUGAGAGCUACGUUUAAAAAAACAAAUGUAUUAUGUCACCAGUUUUCCUCUCACCUGCAGCUCUUCCCUGGCUCCUUAGUGUACAAGAGAAAGUAGUUCCUUAUGUUUUUUUUGUCAAUAUACCUGGUAAAAAAAUGGUUUAUAAACUACUCGAAGCGGUGCCCUUAAAAAUCUGAGUUUUUUUCUCACAAAAAUUCUGUUUUAGAUUUUCCUAAAUUACAUUGCUUUAUUUUUCACUUUGAAAAUUCCUAUUGUUUAUAGAGAAACAACAUUGGAUGUUCUGAGUUUAAAUCACAUAAGACUUUUUUUUUUAGGUGUGGAAAUUUAGAAAUUUAGAUUUUUGAUUGUAAUUCCUCUUUAAUUGCGCAUCUAGCGAAUGAGGAAUGUGCCGGUCUAAAAAUGGUUCUGCACUGCUGCUUCUCAAUUCAUGACAAAGUAUAUCAUACAAAUUACAGUAUAUACUUACUUAUGAUAUACUUCUGCCUGGUAAGCCAGCUUUGCGGUUAACAUUUAAUUGAGAAUGUUUUAUAUAUAGCAUACUUGUAUAUAGCAUACUUCAGAAUUGUUUGAAGAGCUACUCAAAGUUGGGCUUCUCGUGAUCGACCUGUUGGAGACUCCUGGUUUAAAAAAGAUGUGGUAAAGUUUAAGGUAAUGUCAUAAACGUAUCAUUCUAUUUAACAUUAUCGCACAAAUUCUGGCAAUUUAUCAUGAUCUGGAUUUAUUCUCCAUAUCGCCCAGCUCUACAUGCAUGUACGUAAAGGUUAAGGCGAUGAUUAAUUAAAUGCUUCACCUGUUCAUUAGUGAUCAAAACCACAGGCAUCUGCCCCCGUGGUGUGUUCUGCAUGUUGAGAACAUCUGAGAGAGGCUGAACUCUGAGUUGGGCCUUAUCCACAAAGCGUCUCAGAGAAGGAGUGCUGAGCUAGGAUCUGUCUAUACAAUCUUAUUCGCUAUGAACUAAAAUGCUAAAAUGAUCUUAGAUCGGCACUCCUACCCGGAGAUGGAUACGGACCCAGUUGUCUAGAGACAGAGGCAAGGGACGGCAUCUGGCGUAGAGCCACAAUGUAAUAUACAGAUCAAGUCAAUUGUAACCUACAUAACUCAUCUGGGGAGAUAUUGGACAAUGAGGAAGAAUAAAAUGAAAUAUGCCGUUUCAACAAACCAAAGUUUGUUGCAGCAAAUGUCAUACCUCCAAACAUACACAAAUGUUGCUACUUUUACAACUCAACACAGUAUUGUGUUUUUAAAAGUUUGUUCAGAUAUAACCAAUGUCUGAGAAAGAGUUGUAUCUCAAAGCCAUACAUUCCCUUUAGGUUUGGAUGCUUUGGCGCAAUCGUUUUUCAGUUUCAGUUAGUCCCCAACAUGUCGUCACCAUGCCUUCACCCUAGGAACCUCCUCCAACCUUCCCCUCUCACUCUUUGGGUGCCACCUCUGAAGGCAGUGGAAGCUCACAGCAUGAAUGUGUUGUACAGUAAAUCUCCCAACAGUGUUGUUGAAGAAUAAACUUUUGUAUUAAAA
This is a messenger RNA of Oncorhynchus kisutch (coho salmon), 6704 nucleotides long. RefSeq names its product 5-hydroxytryptamine receptor 4-like. The transcript has 8 exons. NCBI's taxonomy places the organism in Eukaryota, Metazoa, Chordata, Actinopteri, Salmoniformes, Salmonidae. Gene Ontology annotation, molecular function: G protein-coupled serotonin receptor activity. Gene Ontology annotation, cellular component: plasma membrane. The coding region runs from base 19 to 1131 and encodes 370 amino acids. The record is from RefSeq and is a predicted model, not a curated record. Gene Ontology annotation, biological process: regulation of appetite; positive regulation of MAPK cascade; chemical synaptic transmission.